AUGUCGACUCCUUCUGGUACUCCCGCAAGUGCCACUAGUGAGGAUCCUAGUGUUUCGAAUGACGCGACCAUGGCGGACGACGAGGAUGUUCCUGUGAACACCCAUUUCGUAGGGGGCGCCUUCCGUUGCGCGCAACACAUCACGCGCUGGAAAGGGCUGAAACGGAAGGACGUCCGUCUUUGCAAGGCGCCUAUCCCUUCUGCUGACCGCGGCGCCGUCCGCAAAUUGUACGAAGGCAAACACGCCUGCAGGGAAGGGAAGAAGAAGGCGGAGGAGAUGGCGAUCGAGGCGUGUGCGGGUGGAGCGAAGAAGCAGUGCAUCGAAGACUUCUACGGGGAAGGGGCGUCGUGUGCGAAGGAAUCGACAGACGACGCCAUCUGCCUCAUGUGGGCGGCACUUCACCUCCCGGAGCAUCUCGCAGAUCACCCUCACUGGCGCAACGCUGUGCGCUGCAUCACGGACGCGGGCCAUGGCUACGUUCCCCCGAAGCGGCGGUAUGUUGGUGGCACCGGCCUUGUGCGCUGCCGCGAAAAGAUCGAGAGGGGGCUCACUACCAUGACUGCGAGCUGGAAGCGGGAUGGCGUGACGAUAGGCUCGGACAUGAUGACGGACAAAAGUGGCCGUCCCCAAGCCAACAUCCUGCUCAUCAAUGAUUCCACUGCAGUGUUCACCGAAAGCAUCGACUGUAAGUUGGAGACGAAGACGGGAGGCUACAUUGCAUCCGUUUUGUGCCCGAUCAUUGAGAAGGUGGGGCCCGCCAACAUAGUUGCGUUAUGCAUCGAUGGGGGCAGCAAUUAUGCGGCUGCAUGUAGGGAACUCAUGCUUGAGUAUCCUCACAUUGAGCAUGUGCCGUGCGCUACUCACAUCAUGGAUCUGCUCAUGGAGGACAUUGGGAAAAUGGAUUGGGCGAAGGACAUUGUCGCUAAGGCGGGGGUGAUUAUUACCUUUGUGCGUGCCCACCAUUUCACCAAAGGUUACAUGCGAAGCCCGCAAGUGAAGGGAGGGAAGGGGAAGCAGGUGCUGAAGCCGGCGGGCACCAGAUUUGGCACGCAAUUCAUCGCGGUGCAGCGGCUUUGCGAGGUGCGGAGUGCAUUGACGCAGAUGGUGCUGAGCCCGGAGUGGCAGGCUUGGGCGAAGGGGAGGAAGCCGCCAGUCGAGCCCUUCGCAACCAUGAUCAUGGAUGCCGUGUGGUGGAAAGGUGCGGAGUUCUUUGUCGCCCUCCUGAAGAUCCCCUUUGUCGUCAUGCGCAAGACCGACUCGACGGCCAAGGGCAUGAUGGGCAGGAUGUACGAUCUGAUGCUGUAG
Closterium sp. NIES-65 is the source of this 1305-nucleotide messenger RNA. Lineage: Eukaryota; Viridiplantae; Streptophyta; Zygnematophyceae; Desmidiales; Closteriaceae. The record is from the annotation of a GenBank genome assembly.